Messenger RNA from Nothobranchius furzeri (turquoise killifish), 1489 nucleotides. RefSeq names its product serum paraoxonase/arylesterase 2. Gene Ontology annotation, molecular function: arylesterase activity. Lineage: Eukaryota; Metazoa; Chordata; Actinopteri; Cyprinodontiformes; Nothobranchiidae. The record is from RefSeq and is a predicted model, not a curated record.
AUGUGUGACUUCAGAUUUGUAGUCUAUGAAUUUUUACAAGUAAAUAAAUCUUGAAUGAUGUGGUGGACAUAGUUGAAACACACACACUUUUAUCAUUUAAAUUAAAGUACAGCAUGUGAUUUUCAGGUCCCUUACACCAUGUUUUCCUCCAGCCCAUGACUGAAAAAAAAGAUGCAAUAAAAAUCAAAUAAAAAAAAUGAAAGAGGCGUUAAAAGUUAGAUUUUCUUUGGUCUGCUUUACUUUAUACCCUGAAUAUCACAUAUGCUUCCAUUUAAAUUGGGCGUUUCACAUUCCUGUCACAUGAUGUGAGCAGACGAGGAACGAUAUCUUGAGGGGGACACAUUUCGACACAACACGGGUGUGUUCGCGCAUUUAGGAGCAGUUUAUCGUGGUUCCAAACAUGGCUGCCAUGCAGAAACUUCUGAUAUCUGCUCUUGUGGCUGCUCUGGCUGUGUUUGUUGGACAUGCGUUUCUCAAAGUCAAAAAGCUGCUUCUUGUCAACAGAGAACUGCCAAUGAAACCCCUCAACUGUCGUUAUUUAAAGAAUAUCGAGUUUGGAGCAGAAGACAUCACCAUACUUAGAGAUGGACGGGCCUUCUUAAGCACGGGACUAAAGUAUCCUGGAAUGCCGUCAUUCUCUGACGAGCCGGGGAAGAUGUAUGUUUUGGAUCUGCUGCACCCAAAGCCAGCCCCAGUGGAGCUGAAAAUCAAAGGCGAGCUGGACCUCCAUGCAUUCAACCCACAUGGAAUCAGUGUGUACACAGAUGAAGCAGACGACUCAGUAUAUGUGUUUGUUGUUAACCACCCCAACUCCAAAAGCCAGGUUGAGAUAUUUCGUUUUGUUGAGGAUGAGACGCUCGUACAUCUAAAGACCAUCACACAUCCUCUACUGCACAGUGUAAAUGAUAUUGUUGCUGUUGGACCGGAGCACUUUUACGCCACCAAUGACCACUACUUCCACUCAGAAACGCCCCACUUCCUGACCGUUAUUUUGGGCCUGCCCUUGUGUGAUGUGGUUUACUACAGCCCAGAGGAAGUGAGGGUGGCAGCCGAUGGCAUUCAGUCCGGAAACGGGAUAAACAUAUCCCCCGAUAAACGGUUUAUUUACGUUUCGGAUAUCCUGGACCAUGAUGUAGAUGUUUUUGAGAGACAAGAUGGAGAGCAUUUGUUGUUUAUUAAGUCUGUAGCAGUUGGAUCACUCUGUGAUAACAUCGAGGUGGACCACGUGACGGGCGACUUGUGGCUCGGUUGUCACCCAAAUCCCUUAAAACUGAUCAACUUUGAUCCAAAAGAUCCACCUGGCUCUGAGGUCCUCCGGAUCAAGAACAUUCACUCCGACCAGCCGGUAGUGACCCUGGAGUAUGGCAACGACGGCCAUGAACUUAUGGCCUCCACUGUAGCAGCUCGUUACGACGGAAAGUUGCUUAUUGGCACAGUAUUUCAUAAAGCUCUUUCCUGUGUGUUGAAAUAAACAUUAUCACUGAAUCCA